Messenger RNA from Effrenium voratum, 972 nucleotides. Lineage: Eukaryota; Dinophyceae; Suessiales; Symbiodiniaceae. The record is from the annotation of a GenBank genome assembly.
AUGGUUUUGUGCAUAGAUGGACUUGCAGCUUGGGGUAAGAAGGUGCUCGCUCAUUUCGGGACGCGGAAGAUUGCUCUGGACGACUCGGGAGUGAGAUCCGAGUACAAGGUGGUCCGACGGAAGCGCAAGAAUGCGGACGACUCGGUGCGAUCGAAACCAGCGCCCAGUAGAUUCAACACAGGGGAGACGCAAUGUCCAGACAGCCCCAACCCUAGCUGCCCCAGCAGUCCCAGCAGCCCCAGCAGCCCAGCCUGGAGCAGCGCGCGCAGCCCCAGAGUCGCUCCACAGACUUGCCCUGUCACAGGCUCGUGCGCGUCGAAUGGGGCUGGCUGCCCGCUGAAGCACGGCACGGUCUGGGCGAAUCCGUACCCGGGCUACGUGCACGGGCGCAGGCCGGCCAUGUGCAAGCACGGCUGCCAGCCCUCUAUGAAGCCUCACGGAGACGAGACGCCUCUGGCGCGGCUGCUGAGAGAAGCCAAGGAGUUCCAGGAGCUCUUCCACCGGGAGCAGGGCAGCCCGGCUGGGCAGCUGGAACUGCGCAUGGCAGAGAUCGAGGCGGAGGUGGCAAGCACCGGCACCUACACCCAUACCUCCCAGGAGCUGCAGGUGGGUGUGCGCGUUGGCUGGCGCAACGCGCCCAAGUGCGCCAACCGGAAGUUCUGGAACACCCUGGAAGUGCUGGACCGGCGGUCCGUCACCACCAACCAAGGCAUGUUUGAGGCCUGCCUGGAGCACCUGACCCGCACGGCCAGGGACGGCGCCGGCCGGGCCUACGUCAGCGUCUUCCCGGCGCAGCAUCCUGUCACCGGCUGUGGGCCGCGCGUCUGGAGCGACCAGCUGAUCAGGUUCGCAGGGUUUCAGGAGUCAGGUGAGAUUGUGGGUGAUCCGGCCAACCUGGACUUUACCACCAUGGUUCAGACCCACUUCGGCUGGAAGCCGCCAAGCAAAGGUCACUUCCAAGUGCCUAGAUAG